Messenger RNA from Drosophila novamexicana, 1739 nucleotides. RefSeq lists its product as uncharacterized. Bases 786 to 1595 code for a protein of 269 amino acids. The transcript is spliced from 2 exons. NCBI's taxonomy places the organism in Eukaryota, Metazoa, Arthropoda, Insecta, Diptera, Drosophilidae. The record is from RefSeq and is a predicted model, not a curated record.
UGGCUGGGCUGGGCUGGGUUCACGCCAUGCCUCAACGCUUUAACUGCAUUGGCCGGAUCGCAGCAAGCCUGGGCCUGGGACUGGGCCACUCCACGAGACUCUCCACUCGAAUCGCAACUUAAAAUGCACUUUUGGGGGCUUUUUCAUUUAGUGCGCCAUAAAUUAGGCAGCCGAGUUUUUGCAGCACCGGCAAAGGGCGAAAACGCAGAGCAGCGACAUUUUGCACAGACGGCCAAAACCCAAAUCCUGGCAAGGCAAUUAAUCUAAACCCGGGUCACGUCGACGCCAGCUAAGUUAAAAAUUCAAGAGUCACACGACACAUUGAAAAAAAAACAUGAUAGCUAUUCGAUUUAUAAUUGGCGCAGACUGACAUUUGAAAUAUUAUAAAAUUACAAUUGUACACUAAUUUAAUCAGAUAAAAAAGCGAUAGUUAUCUAGCUGAGAGUAAAGUAUGCCCUCUAGCCAGACCAACAACUGUUAAGUAUUAAAACUUCCCAAUUAUUUAUUUUGGAAGAGCAAAAGUGCUUAUCAGAAAUAUCGACGCGUUUAACUGCCGAUCCACGCUCAGACACCCGAUGCCUUUAACGCACAAUGAGAAUCUAGGUUCUACGCACAAAUUCCAGAUAAAGACAACAUCCGUAAGAGAUUACAGCAAUGGCUUAGCCGGACCUCAUGGUAGCUAAUUUCUUUUUUUGCAAAUCUAUAAGCUUAUGAUAGUAAAAAACCAACUUUAGCCACGAGUUCAUCUCUUAAAUUGAAACACAAUUAAGCUGAGUGCUGGACACAUGUCCAACUUAAGCCACAAAAGUUGUUUUAAAUUGCUGCACAGCGGCCCAAGUCCACAAAACGGAGGACUACCGCAGGUUCGAGUCGGAGACGGAGUCGGAGACGUUUGCCAUAUAAAUUCAAUAGCCAUGGCAAUAAGUGCAUUAGCAGCAUAUUUCACAGAUUGGCAGACACGUCGCUCGGCGGCCACCAUGGCCAGGCGACCAGAAGGAAAGGCAGUCAAAGAGGCUGGGUGGCCCAACCGGGCAACCGCCAGACAACGGGCCAGACAGUUGCUCGACCAAAAUUGCCAGUUGCCAGUUGCCCCGCUGCAGCUUCCUCUUAUGCCCGAGAUAGUAGCACGAACUAACGUCAAACGAAAUAAGAAAAAUAUAUUGCUAAAUUCUCGCACAGGAAACACCAACAGCAGCAGCAGCCGGCGGGUGGACCAGGACCUUUUCACAGCCCGGACUUGGCAGCACGUGCACGCCAAAUGGCAAACGGAAGUUCAAAAGCGUAAAGAGCAUGUAACGAUGCCAACGGCAACGGCAACGGGCCAACAACUGCCAUGGCAUUGGCCGAGAUGCGCUUCUGUGUAUGGUCAGCCGAUUGUGGCAACAAAUUGCAAUAAGCAAUUUUUCAAUUUUCAAUUUAGACGCCAUCGACGAGGGCGGACAGCGACAUGCAAAGCAGCCAAACGUGCAACUGGUCAUAAUUCAGAGGCAGAUCCGUUUACGUCCGACCGGAGUCGGAGAAUGGCAGAUUCACGGCAAACCGGUAAACGCUGCGACAAGACAAAUGUCUGCCCCAAAAAUGAUUCCGUCAGUUGACACACUGCCGGCCUCGGACCCGGACGCACAAUUGAUAAGUAAUCUACACGAUUUACCUAUAUACCACGGAGAACGUCAAAGGCACAGGCCCCCUUUGCGCCCGGCUCUCGGAAUGCACGACGUGGAUCGUUCACCAAAGCUAAA